Molecule: messenger RNA, 1458 nt
Organism: Striga hermonthica
Lineage: Eukaryota; Viridiplantae; Streptophyta; Magnoliopsida; Lamiales; Orobanchaceae
Source: the annotation of a GenBank genome assembly
AUGCAAUCGCCAUGUAUAGAUGCUUGCAAAACCUUCAAGGGCAGCAUCUUCCAGCUGCAAUUCCAUGGAAUUCAGAUUUAUUACCGCUCUAUUUCCUCUUCUUCUUCAGCUCGCCGGCGCAGUUCUUAUCCCUGCAUCUCGUGCAAUUUCACCGGAAAUAAUGGUCCUCGAGUUCAAAAUCAGAGAAGAGUUACGGGAGUUCGAGCAAAGGGGAAGGAGAACGUGUGGAGCAUUGACAACGAGAUAGCAAGAGCGGAGAAGGAAAAGGAGAGAAUGGCGAGGAGGAGGAGGAUGAGAAAGGGGCGAAAGAGAGUGAGGCAUGUAAACAGGAAAGGUGGUAAAGUUAUGGUGUCUGGUUCGAUGUUAAUGGAAGUCGAAACAGUUUUGCAGACACAGGAGCCCGUAAUUCGGCCUUCAUGGCAUACAUUUGUAAGUAGUGUUAGUGGGAUAUGGAAGGGAGUGGGAGCCGUAUAUUCACCCAUCACGGCAGAGAUGGAACCGGUUGACAUUGGGGGUAGGAAUGAGAACUUAUUCGACUGCUACACUUUGUCGCAUAUCGAGGCAUUGUCUUCCACUUCUGGGGUUCAGAGUACUCAAAUAAAUAGGAAAGUAAAUUGGAUCCCGCUGAAUCCUAAUGGUGAAGCUAAGAGUAUUGGAGGUGUUCGUGGGGAUAAAAAACACGAUGAUGCAUCAUUGCCCCCAAUUGAGUCGUUCGACUUCGGAGGCAGUGAUGUGAUGGAAGAAGAUGUGAUGUGCAUUGAGCCUGGUCUCGUCUUCUUUGAGGAUGGAUCAUAUUCCAGAGGCCCGGUGGAUAUUCCAAUCGGAGAUUCAGAGGAGACUGAAUACUAUCUGUCUCCUACUUUCAAGUUUGAGCAAUGUUUGGUUAAAGGUUGCCACAAGAGACUGCGCAUAGUACAUACUAUAGAGUUCGGCAGUGGUGGUUCAGAUAUCCAAAUACUGAGGGUUGCGGUAUAUGAAGAAGAAUGGGUCAGCCCAUCCAAUAUCCCCAUCACCAGCGAGCUGGCUUUGGACCUGAAGCCCUUCUCCCAGAGAAAAAGGGUCCAACCAUCGGAGCUCACGGGCUCCUGGAAAGUGUUUGAGGUGAGCGCCACGCCAAUCUACGGUGAGGAUCUAACAAUCGAGGAAGGGAACACCGCUCCCUAUGUGUACCUCUGCACGGAGAAUCUCAACAAGAGGAGCCUUCCCGAGAACCCUGUUUACUUUGGAGAGGAGGAGAUUCUGGAUAUGCAGGACGUGACUGUACUGUGGCUGCCAGGUGGCGUGACAGCUUACGUCGACGUGAAGAAGGACGGUGUUCUCUGCAUAGGGGUCGGGUGGUACUCGGAUGAAGGGAUUGACCUGGUGAUGGAGAGGGACUACGGGUUGGAUGGGAAGCUUAGGGAGGUCAGGUCCAAGUCCGAGAUGAAAAGGAGGUGGACAAAUCCUCCCCCGAUGUAA